This is a messenger RNA of Physeter macrocephalus (sperm whale), 4062 nucleotides long. It is a transcript of the gene RECQL4, whose product is annotated as RecQ like helicase 4. Gene Ontology annotation, biological process: double-strand break repair via homologous recombination; telomere maintenance; DNA replication. Lineage: Eukaryota; Metazoa; Chordata; Mammalia; Artiodactyla; Physeteridae. The coding region runs from base 32 to 3841 and encodes 1269 amino acids. Gene Ontology annotation, molecular function: four-way junction helicase activity; zinc ion binding; nucleic acid binding. The record is from RefSeq and is a predicted model, not a curated record. Gene Ontology annotation, cellular component: nucleus; cytoplasm; chromosome. The transcript has 22 exons.
GCCCCGCCUCCAACCCCGCCGAGCGCCCCCAAUGGCUGGCGGCCGGCGUCGCCCUCCUGGCGGGAGAUUCCUGGGACGCCGGGCGCAGGGCAAGGCGACCAUGGAGCGGCUGCGAGAUGUGCGGGAGAGGCUGCAGGCGUGGGAGCGCGCGUUUCGGCGGCGGAGCGGGCGGUUGCCGGGCCAGGAGGACGUGGAAGCGGCGCCCGAGGAGACCCGCGCGCUCUACCGGGAGUACCGCACCCUGAAGGAGGCACUGGGUCAGGCCGGCGGCGUCGGGCCUCACGGCUCGGAGCAGUCGCUUCCCGUGGCGGCGGCCGAGGAGAUGCUGGAGCCCAGCUGCUGGGGGCCCCACCUGAAUCGGUCCGCCACCCAGAGCCCCCAUCCUACGACAAGGCUCAGUUCUCAGGGAUCUGUGCAGGACUACGGGAAGAGGCUUAAGGCCAAUCUGAAGGGCAGUCUGCAGGCUGGGCCAGCCCUGGGCCGAAUACCCCGGCUUAUAAGAAGAUCCUCCUCCAAGAUGACUUCCCCAGGGCCACCAGACACAGGAGCUGGCACCAUCUCUCCAGAAGAAGUCAGUGAGGUGCCCCCCCAGCCUCCCAGGCCCCAGCUGAGGCCAGGCCGGCACCAGCAGCUGAGGGCAUCCCUGAGCCUGCGGCUGGGCUCCCUAGACCCAGGCUGGCUGCAGCGGUGUCACAACGGGACCCCAGAUUUUCUGGGGGUUUCCAGGGCCUGCCAGCCUUGCCUGGGUGCAGAGGAGUCCCAGCUUCUUACUCCAGGUGUUGCAUCUGUCCUCGGUCCCAGCGCUGGCCUUGAGGUGCCUUUACAGGACCCAGAGACUCCAACUCUACCAGCAGCUGGUAUCAGUGCAGGGAACUCCCAGCCUGGUACCUGUCAAGGCAAGAAGCGGAGAUGGAGUGGGGAGCUGGAGGGAAGCCCUGCACAGACCCAGCAGGACAGCGGCCAAGCAGGACCCCUGCCUGCGGGAGCUGGGGCUGCAGUGCCUGCAGAAAACUGUCCAGAGCAGCCUGUGCAGGCACAGCCCCCCAGCAAGCCCCCAGCCCCCAGACCUGCUGUCCAGGAUAGAGGGAACUAUGUGCGGCUCAACAUGAAGCAGAAACGCUAUGUACGGGGCCCGGCCUCAAGGGGCAGGCUUCUUCGCAAACAGGUGAGAAGGUGGUGCCAGAUGCUCCCACCCACCUGCCUUGCUUCUUGCUUUGUGAGUCCCUUUUAUGUCCCCACUAGGUAUGGAAGCAGAAGUGGCAGAAGAAAGGAGAGUAUUUUGGGGGUGGUCAGCGCAGAGCCACAGCCCAGGAUUCUUGCUCCCAGUGUGGGCAGCUCAGGCACUGGGCACCCCAGUGCCCUCAGCCAGAAGGAGAGUGGCAAGGAUGAGGGUGGCACACAGACCCGGGCCACGUUCGAGGAAGUAUCCCAGAGAAUGGGCGCUGCCUGCCGCCAACUCUCUGGGGAAGAAGACACAGAGCCUGCGGGGCCUGAGCAGCUGGUGCCCACAGGGCAGUCUGUGCCCAAGGCUCCUUGUCUGCCCCCUGUGCCACCACUCUAUCCGCCAGGGCCUUUGGGGCAGGUGGUAGACACGCCAGCUGAGCUGUUUCAGGCCCUGGAGCAGCUGGGGCACCAAGCCUUCUACCCUUUGCAGGAGCAUGUGGUCAUGCGCAUCCUGUCUGGCAUGUCCACGCUGCUGGUGCUGCCCACAGGGGCUGGUAAGUCCCUGUGCUACCAGCUCCCUGCGCUGCUCUACUUCCGGCGAAGCCCCUGCCUCACGCUGGUCGUCUCUCCUCUCAUGUCUCUCAUGGACAGCCAGGUUUCCGGCCUGCCCCCAGGCCUGAAGGCGGUCUGCAUCCACUCGGGGAUGACCAAGAAGGAGCGGGACUCUGCCCUGCAGAAGGUUCGGUCAGCCCGGGUGCAAGUGCUGAUGCUGUCGCCAGAGGCGCUGGUUGGGGCGGGGGGCGCCGCCCUCCUUGCUCAGCUGCCACGGGUUGCCUUUGCCUGCAUCGAUGAGGCCCACUGCCUCUCCCAGUGGUCCCACAACUUCCGGCCCUGCUACCUGCGCGUCUGCCAGGUGUUGCGUGAAUGCGUGGGUAUCGGCUGCUUCCUGGGUCUCACAGCCACGGCCACGCGCAGCACCGCCCUUGACGUGGCCCGGCACCUGGGCGUGGCCGAAGAGUCUGUCCUCAGGGGGCCGGGCACCAUCCCUGCCCACCUGCACCUCUCUGUGUCUUCGGACAGGGACCCAGACCAGGCUCUGGUGACGCUGCUGCAGAGUGAUCGUUUCCGUGCCCUGGAGUCUGUCAUCGUCUACUGUAACAGGCGAGAGGACACGGAGCGGGUCGCUGCCCUGCUGCGUACCUGCCUGCGUGAGGCCCAGGCCCCAGGAUCCCGAGGCCGAGCCCCGGAGGCUGUGGCUGAAGCCUACCACGCCGGCAUGGGCGGCCGGGAGCGGCGGCGGGUACAGCGGGCCUUCAUGGAGGGCCGGCUGCGGGUGGUGGUGGCCACGGUGGCCUUCGGGAUGGGGCUGGACCGGCCAGAUGUGCGGGCCGUGCUGCACCUGGGGUUGCCCCCGAGCUUUGAGAGCUACGUGCAGGCUGUAGGCCGGGCUGGGCGUGACGGGCAGCCUGCACAGUGCCACGUCUUCCUCCGGCCCCAGGGUGAGGAUCUGUGGGAGCUGCGCAGACACGUUCACGCCAACGUCAUCGACUUCCUCGCCGUGAAGAGGCUGGUGCAGCGCGCGUUCCCUCCCUGUGCUUGCGCCCGGCAGCCCCCAGAGCAGCAGGGAGACGAGAGCCGGGAAAGGCACUCGGCCAGGGUCCUUGUGGCUACAUCUCCCCAGGAUGCUGACCGCCCCAGCCUCGAGCACACAAGCCGGUGCCCGGGCCACAAGCGGGCACUCCCGGUGCAGCCAAGCGUGCAAGCCCUGGACAUGCCCGAGGAGGCCAUCGAGACUCUGCUGUGCUACCUUGAGCUGCACCCACAGCGUUGGCUGAAGCUGCUGGCGCCCACCUAUGCCUGCUGCCACCUGCGCUGCCCCGGCGGCCCCACCCAGCUCCAGGCCCUGGCCCGCAGGUGUCCCCCCCUGGCUGUGUGGUUGGCCCGGCAGCGCCCCAAGAAGACAGGUGGGGGAAGCUGUUCUGUGGAGCUGGACGUGGUCGAGCUGGCAGACUCCAUGGGCUGGGAGCUGGCCCCCGUGCGGCGGGCUCUCCACCAGCUGCGGUGGGAUCCAGAGCCCGGGACAGGUGUGCCUCGGGGCACGGGGGUGCUGGUGGAGUUCAGGGAGCUGGCCUUCCACCUGCACAGCCCCGGGGACCUGACAGCCCAGGAGAGGGACCAGAUCUGUGACUUCCUGUACGGCCGCGUGCAGGCCCGUGAGCGAGAAGCCCUGGCUCGCCUGCACCGCACCUUCCGGGCUUUUCACAGCGUGGCCUUCCCCAGUUGCGGGCCGUGUCUGGAGCAGCCCGAUGAGGCUCGCAGCGGCAGGCUCAAGGCCCUGCUCAGCCACUACUUCGAGGAAGAGUUAGAAGCGCCGGGGGGCGUGGAGGCCGAGGAGGACCCUGAGCCAGGACAGGCCAGGCAUGCCACGUGUGCCCCCCGGCAGCUCCAGGACUGGGAGGACCAGAUCCGCCGGGACGUCCGCCACCUCCUGUCCUCGUGGCCAGAGCAGCGCUUCUCAGGCAGGGCUGUGGCCCGGAUCUUCCACGGCAUCGGAAGCCCCUGCUAUCCAGCCCAGGUGUACGGGCGGGACCAGCGCUUCUGGAGAAAGUACCUGCACCUGAGCUUCCAUGCCCUCAUGCACCUGGCCACAGAGGAGAUCCUGUUGUGGGGCUGCUGACCACCCUGCCGCGGAAGGACCCAGUUCCCCCACGUCACAGACAUGGGCCUGAGCAGGGGCUGCGUGGCCACAGCAUGGGGGGGUGUCAGGUGCAGCAGGUCCUCAAGGCAAAGAUAGGCGUAGAUAUCAGUGGCCAGGACAGCGACCAACCACUCUAGACAAAGGCCACCACCAGUAGCAUGGGGGCAAAGAGACCCCAAAGUGCAGAAUAAAAGAUGCUC